AUUUAUUAUAGAUAGUUAAAAAAAAAAACAAAACAAAACAAAAUAAAAUUAUUUCUAUCACAACAAACAAAAAUGAAUUCUGCUAUUAGGUUAUUUUCAAAUAAAAAUAUUAAUAUUACAAAAAGAACAUUUAUAAGUAUUAUAGAUGGUAAUAAUAAAUUUCAACAAAGAUUUGGACCAUUCCCAGAGUUUGUAAAGAUUGUCGAAGUAGGACCAAGAGAUGGAUUACAAAAUGAAAAAACAAUUGUACCAACUAAAGAUAAGAUUCAUUUAAUUAAUAGUUUAGCACAAACAGGUCUUUCAGUAAUAGAGGCAACAUCAUUUGUAUCACCAAAAUGGGUACCACAAAUGGCAGAUAAUAAAGAGGUAUUUGCAGGUAUUACAAAAGUACCAGGUGUAUCAUUCCCAGUAUUAACCCCAAAUAUUCAAGGUUUCAAGGGUGCUCUUGAAGCAGGUGCAAAAGAAGUAGCAUUAUUCGCAGCAGCUUCAGAAACAUUCUCAAAGAAAAAUAUAAAUGUCACUAUAGAGGAAAGUAUGGCUCGUUAUAAGGAUGUAUGCGAUGCUGCCAAAGAAAAUAACAUUAAAGUUAGAGGUUAUGUUUCUUGUGUCUUGGGUUGUCCAUAUGAAAACAACGUUCCUAUUAGUAAAGUAGUCGAGGUUAGUAAACGUCUCUAUGAUUUAGGUUGUUAUGAAAUUUCAUUAGGUGAUACAAUCGGUGUUGGUACUCCAGGUGCAACUUAUAAACUUUUACAAGCAAUGUCACAAGCCAUUCCUAUGGAGGCUAUAGCUGUUCAUUUCCACGAUACCUAUGGUCAAGCUUUAGCAAAUAUUUUAACCUCUUUACAAUUUGGUGUUUCCGUUGUAGAUAGUUCAGUUUCAGGUUUAGGUGGAUGUCCAUAUGCCAAAGGUGCUACAGGUAAUGUUGCAACUGAAGAUGUUUUAUAUAUGAUGAAGGAUCUUGGUAUUGACUGUAAUGUAGAUAUGGAAAAAUUAAUGGGUGUUAGUUUAUGGAUUUCAAAAUUAUUAAAUCGUUCCCCAAGUUCAAAGGUUUCUUUAGCAUUAUCUCAUAAAGUACAACAACAACAACAAUCACAAUCACAACCAAGCUUAUCAAAUACAUCAAUACCAAUUAAUUGCAAUACAAAUAUAAAUAAGAUGUCCACCGAAAAAGAAAAACAACAUAUAUUUUUCAGCCAAAAUAAUCAAAAAAAUCAAUCUUCAAAACUAAUUUUAUAGUUUAGUAAUAAUAUAUAUAUAUAUUUUAUGUAAUAUUUUAAUAUAUUCAUAUACCUUCUGUACAUAUCAAACAAAAAAAAACUAAAAAAAAUACAAAAUAUAUAAAAAAUAAACAAAAAAUAAAUAUCUAAAAAUUUCCUAUACACAUAUAUAAUUAGGAAUUAUUCACAAAUCU
Molecule: messenger RNA, 1411 nt
Organism: Dictyostelium purpureum
Lineage: Eukaryota; Evosea; Eumycetozoa; Dictyosteliales; Dictyosteliaceae
Product: hydroxymethylglutaryl-CoA lyase
Exons: 2
Coding region: 73-1236 (387 amino acids)
Biological process (GO): L-leucine catabolic process; ketone body biosynthetic process
Molecular function (GO): hydroxymethylglutaryl-CoA lyase activity
Source: RefSeq, a predicted model, not a curated record